Sinocyclocheilus anshuiensis is the source of this 1733-nucleotide messenger RNA. Its product is annotated as fanconi-associated nuclease 1-like. The transcript has 9 exons. Gene Ontology annotation, molecular function: 5'-flap endonuclease activity; 5'-3' exonuclease activity; flap-structured DNA binding. The record is from RefSeq and is a predicted model, not a curated record. Gene Ontology annotation, cellular component: nucleus. Bases 96 to 1424 code for a protein of 442 amino acids. Gene Ontology annotation, biological process: interstrand cross-link repair. NCBI's taxonomy places the organism in Eukaryota, Metazoa, Chordata, Actinopteri, Cypriniformes, Cyprinidae.
AGAAACAAAUAUGCAGCCUGCUUCACAACUACUUCAGUAUGAUACUUCAUUCGACGUUGUCUAGCUGGUUUAUGGGACAACAUAUAUAAACAGUUAUGGAGUCUCAGACGGGCAAAGGCAGCUCGUCAAAUAGAGGCAGUUCCAGAAGACUCUCAGUGACAAAGAAAAAGAGCCAGAAGGUCUGUGCAAUCAAAGAGAGAACAAGCAGUGGAGGGGGGGUUGCUUCCAUAACUUCAUUUUUCAGGAAUACACCACCGUGUAAACUGGCAUGUCCUCUGUGUGGCAAACUUGUGCCUCGUUACAAGAUUAAUGAACAUAUAGACUCUCAAUGUCAGAAGUUUCUUGGAGAGGAUCAUGAAGAUACACUGGCUGUCAGUGACCACAAGCAGGAGGAAAGAACCAAAACACCCUCUAAUGGUGCAUCUCGAAAUGAUGGGAAAGAGAAAAGCCCGUCCCCAUUGACUUCCAUAGUAGAGAAAGAAAUACUAUGGACGUAUGAAACAGCGAUGCGUGCGCUGCAGGAAGUGAUUGCUGCAAUGCAGACAGGCAGCUGGGAGGACGCCCAUGUCCUCUAUGCUACAGCAAAGGCCACCUGGCAGGAGAUGAAAGACUCCUGUGACCUAAGUCAUCAAGAACAACUGCCUGUUUUUCUGCGGUGUUUCACUGUGGGCUGGACCUACACUCGGAUACUGUCUCGAGGAGUUGAGAUUUUACAAAGACUUCGCCGCUAUGAGAACUCUGUGGAGGAGCUCAGGAAUCUUCUGUCCCAGCCAGUGUAUUGUGUAGACAGUAGGGGGCGCUGGUGGGACAGACUUGCACUCAAUCUCCAGCAACACCUAAAACAACAUGAGCAGACUGGUAUUCAUGGAGAAGGCUCUACAUUUUCCACCCUUUUUGGACUCCUCAUGUGGGACAUCAUCUUUAUCGAUGGGGUUCCUGAUGUCUUCCGAAACCCCUACCAGACUUGUCCUCUGGAUUUGCACACUGAUUGUUUCUACGGUAACCGCCGGGAAACCAUUGAGGCGCGUGCUGAGAUGUUGCGCGAGGCGUCUGCCGAGAUGCUUCAGGAGCUGCUCGCUGAUGUGUGGAAUGCACAGGAGGGGAGAGUGUGUGUGCUGAUAAACUGGGAGCGCUUCUCCUCUCUUCAGCAGGCACAGAGUCUAGUGGCAUGUUUGGGUGGCCAUUUCCUGAGUGGUGUGGUCCUCAGAAUGGCAAAGGACUAUAGGCAUUGCAGAGGAGGACUUCCAGAUCUGGUAGUCUGGAGCACGUCCAACAAGAAGUACAAGCUGGUGGAAGUGAAGGGUCCUAAUGACCGUCUGUCCCAGAAGCAACAGAUCUGGCUGGAUGAGCUGCAUAAGCUAGGGGCCGAUGUAGAAGUUUGUCAUGUCACUGCAAUUGGAGCACGAGGGGCUCAACGGGAGUGAGGCUGCUGUCACACUGAGAAUGAAGACUAAUGCAUGCAUGCAUGGCUCACCAAGCAGGCAGAGUUAGAAAUGUUUGAAAAACACAGGAUAGAUUCAACGAUGGUAUUAAAACCUCUGCUUGGCACUAAUCUGGUAAGAGAAGAGUAUUGAUACGCACUGUAAGGGAGUUUAAAAGGAUUAAUCUGAAUCAUAAAACUGUUAAAUUACCUCAUGACAUUGACUGUUUUUUAUUCUUGUGCUCAUUGUAAAGUGGCAAUAUAUUUUAAUGACUGAUUAAAUUUUUUUAACAUUUCUGGAGUAAAUAAUUUA